AUGGCAUUCAAUGGCUUUGCGGACGAAAACAAGUCUCUUCGCACGAAAGUUUUAGUUUUGGAGCGAGAGCUCAAGCGGCGCACCGACGAGUGUACCAAGUUGCGUGGUGAAUUACGAGAGUUUGGGGAGUUAAAGCAAAAGAAUGAAUCACAACGGGAACUUAUUUUGGCACUGCGUGAUCAGAUUGAGUUUUUGCGUACAGCUCAUGCGUCAGCAGUGGAGACACUUGAGAAGAAGGCGAAUGAGGACCGUGACAGGGAGCACCGCGAACGCCUUCAGAGUAUAAACGCCCGACUUGGUAUAGAGGUGUGCCAAACAAAUAGAUUGCCGAAGAAGUUUGCACCGGAGGUUAGUGCUUCAGGCGGUCUUGUACCGACAAGUGAUGGGGCGCAGGUAGUUUUGAAGAGCUCUGAUAUUUCCUCGUUGGGCUUUGCUCCUGUUCAGCGUCCAGUAGAUUUUCUGGGUGGCCGGCAGAAUCCAUUGCAGCAGAGUGAGAACGCUGGGAGUGGGGGUGCUGAGGAAGACGAAGCGGCUCGGCUCAUGGAGAUGGUUAAAGAUGAAGCGUUACUAGAUGUUCAAUAUGCUGAAGUCGCGGAUCAAGAAGAAAAGGAGCUUCGUGAGCGAUUUGAGGCGCUACGGCGGCGUUAA
Trypanosoma rangeli is the source of this 648-nucleotide messenger RNA. RefSeq lists its product as uncharacterized. The record is from RefSeq and is a predicted model, not a curated record. Lineage: Eukaryota; Euglenozoa; Kinetoplastea; Trypanosomatida; Trypanosomatidae. The transcript has a single exon. The coding region runs from base 1 to 648 and encodes 215 amino acids.